AGGUCUACAACCAUAUAGUAUCCGGUGACUUUUCAAACUGGACCGGCCAUCUCAGUCCUGCUUACUGGCCUUGGCUUUUGGACACCCCGCUUGCUGUAUGCCCGGCUUCUGCGAGGGAAGUUGGCCGUGGAGAGCCUUAUCUUCACCUACAAAAUCCCGCUCGUCGACAACCUUAUGGAUCAGCUUCAGAGGCUCUUACGCCUUCCCCCUUGCUUCCCAUUUAUUCUGGGCCUCUUGAUAGGUCGAAUAGAAUCGACACCAGUCAUUCCAUCGUCAGGCCUCCCGAUCCCGAUUCGUCUUCAUCUCCAUCUUCAGCCCUGCUCCUCCAUUCUCAUCCAGACUUCCAUAUUCAAAAUGUUUCAACCUCGAAUAAUUCUGUCCUGGGUGCAAUUAAAGAGAAUGAGUUGACUACAAAGGUGGCAAAUUGGCGCCGAGUGCCUGGUUUAGUGGUGCAGCGACCCCAGGAAUCGCCCUGUAUUCUGUUGACCGCAAGCCAAGUUGAACUGAUGAUGGCGAGUCGUAGUUCUGGUGAUGGAGAAAAUACAAGUCUUAUGCGAAGGGGCAGAAAGGGGGAUGAUAAGGGUGAUGUAAAUUUCAUAAUGGAUCAGUUGAGAUUGGCUACAGAAUUGGAGUUUCCUAAUGUAUCUAAUUUGAUUUUAAAAGAAAAAAAAGAAAGCGAAGUGUGGGCGCAAUUGCUUGAAGAAAAAGAAGGGGACAAAUUUGGCAUGACUGUGCGAACAGAACAAGAAGAAAACCAAAAAGAAAAUAGCGAAAUUGAAAUAAAGGAGGGAGACAUUACAAAGCAAUUAGAAGUUAAAAAAGAAGAAUCAGAAGUCGAAACAACAGAGCAAGGAUACAAGGAGAAUGGUGGGGAUAUAAGAAGUCAAAAAAGAGUAGUCACAUCUUUAGAAUUCGAGAACCGUGAAGGGAUUGACGAUGUCAUGACUACAUUUCAUUUAUCAGAAGGUGAAAUUUCGUCACCAAUCACUCUCCCUUUUUGUCCUUCU
Messenger RNA from Protopolystoma xenopodis, 1007 nucleotides. The record is from the annotation of a GenBank genome assembly. NCBI's taxonomy places the organism in Eukaryota, Metazoa, Platyhelminthes, Monogenea, Polystomatidea, Polystomatidae.